Molecule: messenger RNA, 816 nt
Organism: Lactuca saligna
Lineage: Eukaryota; Viridiplantae; Streptophyta; Magnoliopsida; Asterales; Asteraceae
Source: the annotation of a GenBank genome assembly
AUGGGUUGUUGUUUGACCACCUCCCGCGCAACCACCAAUAAAACAACCCACCGCCGUCUGGAUGAUUCCAAAAGUAGAAUCGAAGAACGGGCUACUCAUGCUACUCCGUCGCCACCAUUUGAAAAAGAGUCAGUCAAAGAAGUCCUCUCCGAAACUCCCAUCUCAAUAUCAAUACCAAUAAUCCAAACCACCACACAGAUUCUUCAUGAAAAUGACGCCGGCAAGAAAUCAAACCAAGAAAAUGUUACUGAGAUGUCGGAGAUGUGUAGUUACAAUGAGAGCUUAUCUGCUGCCACCACGUCCAAGGCGGCGAUGACAGAUACCGAAAGAGAUGUAGAUGAAAUCGAAGAUGAUGGGGAAAUUACACAGAAAAUCAUUACGUCUCCACCACCCAAAAAGGUUCUCAGGAAACGGCCGGAGAAGUUCACUGGCGAGAUAUUCGAGGAGAAGGACGGAGGUAUCCGGCCACCACCUAGAAGGUUAGUAGCUCCUCCACCAAAGAAGAUAAGUCGGCUCCCAUCCAAUACAACUCCGACAACCCACCGCCACGGGUAUGUUGGACCAUCCGAUGUUGUCCGACGAGGUCUCCGCCUUCCCGGCGAACGAUCAAGGUCGCCCGCGAUUAGGGGACUACGUCUGAAUAUGAGAGAGGGAAGUCCUGCAUCUGUAAAAAACUCCGGUGAUCAGAUAAGAGUGAAAUCCGAUGACAUUGAAAGAAAUGUGACGGUGGUGAUGGUCGGUGUUCCAUCGGAGCUGGAGACAAGUGAGUCGCUGGACAACCCGGUUGUUUCUUUGGAGUGCUUUAUUUUUCUGUAA